Molecule: messenger RNA, 2748 nt
Organism: Dissoconium aciculare CBS 342.82
Lineage: Eukaryota; Fungi; Ascomycota; Dothideomycetes; Mycosphaerellales; Dissoconiaceae
Exons: 2
Coding region: 1-2748 (915 amino acids)
Source: RefSeq, a predicted model, not a curated record
AUGUCGCAAGGUGGCAUUGAAGAGCCAUACAACAUCGCGACACUACCCAAGCCUCUCCAUGGAUUGCACGGUCGCAUUUGUGCAGCACCGGUGUGGAGCCUUACAGCUUCCAGGAAGAGGAAACGCCAUGAGGUGGUGGUAGGCGUCGAUGGCGAGACGCUCAACAUCUACAACAUUCAAACCCAGACCAAUACCAGUUCGUAUGCAAUUCCGCCUCAGACAUUUCUUGCGACGUCACCAUGCUCGGUCUACUACAAAACGCUCCAAACUCGUAUCACUGUGAGGAGAACAUAUGUCGUGGUCCGGGACGGCCCCAAGGAUAAGAAGUCACGCUUGUUAGCAUUGACGGAAAAGUCCGGCAAGGCUGCACUUGAAGGGAAGGAUACGCCUGGUACUACGCGAGUCGAAAAGAAGUUGCGGAACGGAACAAUCGUCAAUCUCUCGCUUCUACACGAGCUUCGCGAGCACGAUGGAAUCAGCACGGACGAAAGCGCUGUCCCGAAUAUACUAGUCGCUUACAAGGAUGGUGGAGUGGACUGCAUCGCGGGCGAUCUAUCUGCGGCUGUAUGGGAGCACAGCGCCGCUGCGAGCGGCGAGACCGAGGUGGAGUAUUCAUCCGUGAUUGACUCGUACGCUGCAUCGAAAGGGCUGCUGAAGAAUCGUGAAGACGUCCUGGCUCUACUGGGCCAAAGCAUUGGUGACAAAGCUACUGCUGGGUCGGCAUCACUCUUGCUUCAAAUCUUGCGUACGGGAGAGCAAAAGCAUCUGUGCGUGUCCGUCAUCAAGAAGAGUUCCGGUGCCUCAUUGCAUCUUCGAUCGUCGAACCUGACGGAAGUGAUGAGAAUGAAGCUAUCACGGGAUAGUUCUAUGGCUGCUGAUUAUGAUCUUCAUCCGGCUUCUGGAUUGCUGUACGAGCAUCAGGGCACUCAGCUCAAGAUAUACGACCUGUCUGGCGCCACACCGAAAUCAAUAUUUGAGCUUGGCAAGAUGCGCUCAUCGAUCGUCAACAGCUUUGCGCGCAUAUCGCCAUCCUGCCUGCUUACUUUUUCAGACGAUACCGCUUCGAUAUACGAGACCAAGUUUGGAUCCAUUUUAGGAUCACUUCCUCUCGCAGCGCCAGUACGCUCCGGUUCGAAGACCGAUUCGAGUGAUACCUCACUCGUGCAGCACUUCAACGUAGUGUCAAGCUUUUCAGAUCUCGGUCUUGUUGUUGCUGUGUUGGAGAACAAUCUAAUCGCUUUGCGAACGAGCGAGGCUACUUCCGGCUUGAAACGGAGAAGACUGCGCGGACCGGCACUGCUGGAUGUACUCGGCAAGGGCAAUGCUGGUACUGGACUUGACGUGGUAGAUCCCACGAAGAAACAGGAAGAAAAGCAAAUACGAUGGGAAGAAUGGCAAAGACGAGUGGAUGGUUUGGUCGAGACAGGUAAUCUUAUGGAGCUUGAGGCCCUGAUCGCAAAAGAUCUGAACCUGAGCCCAGCGUCGGCUGCCCCGUCUUCGGUCGGUCAGGCCUCCUCUAAUGGGCACACAGAUCAACCGGACGAUGCUGAAGAGGAACUGUGGGAAUUGCCCAUGACAGCCUACGACCCACUGUACGCCGACAAUCGCAAAGCGAGAUAUGUGCUCGGCAAAGCGUUCAUAUGGCGUCAACCUCCUAAUCAGGGAACUUUGGAGCCACAUCGCCUGGAGCUCGCAUUCAAAUCUCGAAACAUCAUGCGAUGGUUGGGUCGAAUGGGUUUGCUCAGCGCACCACAUGUACAACAGAUCUUGCCUCAACCUAAUGAACACGAAGGAGCGCGACUCAAAGUGGCUCCCGGUGAUAUCAUGGCGGCAGUGGAGAGGGUGGAUCAAGGCUUUCUUCUCACCUGUGAUCUCCUGUCUUUACCAAUUCAUUGGGACAUUGCAGAGGUCAUGCAAGGGCUGAGAUUACUCAUACAGUCACUCGAGGACGCACCGGCGCCGCAGGACGAGGAUGCAGUCAUGUGUGAAGGAGAUGUCGAGACGAAGAUUGAACAUCAAGAGGCUGCUGCACAGCGUGACCUCGAACGGCUUGUCUCGUUCGUAGAGGAUGGGCCCUUCUGGCGCAGCGAAGCACUGCGGCGACUGAUUGCCCGUCUCCAGGCAUUCCCUCUCGAGCACGUUACAAAGUCGAUGCGAAGCUUUCUUUCUCAGCACCAGAUCGUCUUUCUGAUUCGGGUUCUCCUGAUUGAACUUCAUGAAGGCGGAUGGACGUCUCUCUACUUCAACAAGUCUGCCCAACAGUAUGAACAGGACAUGGACUUGGAUGCCGAUGAGCCAGGAGAUCUCAACGAUCUGACCGAUGGAGCUGCCGAUCCGACACUGGAGAACAGCCACAACAUCUGCUUGAUCGCCAAUCUCCUGAUAUGUGCCAUCAAUGCCGUCGGCAACAGUGGAUGGAUCGUGGGACUGAGCGGUGAACCCGACAUCAGCGAAGACUUGAUCGCUCGCCUUCGUGUGCAGAUCAGCGCCGCCUUGACAGGCUGUUUCGAGGCGCAGCACAUCGGUCUGUUCCUGAAUGAAGUCUGCCGGACAUCCGACUCAGCUCGUCAACGCAAACGGAAGAGACGCCAGGAAGCCAACGCCUCCAUUGACCCUGUGUCCAACGAGGAAGGCAUGCUUCCUGUUGGAGGCAGCUAUGGACCUAUGGUGUUGAAAACGCGGGAACGCAAGAAGCCUUCGGGAUCGAAGAGAGUAGGCAAAUACUCCUUUGAAAAGCUCCGCUGGUGA